GCCAGAUGCAGCGGGCGAGCGGAUUAAAUCAUUUAAUUCGACGCAGGUACCAGCCAUGAGUCUGGGCGCUAAGGCUCCUCCUUGUACUAGUAUGAGCGGUCUAAAGCUUCCCGUCCUCCCUUAUGAAAAGCAAGAAGAGAAAGUGUGGUUUCAUCCCUAUGAGUUGAUGAUGGUUAUGGUUUUUAUUGUUCGUUUUCUAUUAUUUUUGCCUCACUUCCACUGCUGCCUACUCCAUUCAGGGUGUAUAAUACUACAUAGUAGUAUAAGUCUCAGAGAAAACCUCCCUGAGGUGGAGCUCGGCUAUAGCGUGCCCGUUAUCAGUGAUGGAUGAACCUGUGGGCCAUCCUGGAAUGAUCCAUGAUUCAUCCAACAAGGGAGGUUGAGGUGGCCAAUGACAUGGAACAACUGCAGCACACGAGGCAAAUGCAAGACUCCGGACCAGACGAAACCACAAUCAAGGAGCACAAUGCCCUGCAUAUGACAGUCUGCUAUAGAAAAACCCGGCUUACUGACAUAGUACUAGUCACAUACUCUAGAGGUCUACUAAGUAUACCUCAAACUGUCAAUCACACAGAUGGUCUGUGAAACAAGGUUAAACUGUGAAUCAUUCCUGACCUUUCCUUGGCUUGAUAGCCGCCGCAAGCACCGAUUUAUUAGCUAACAUUCGGGAAAAAAA
This is a messenger RNA of Aspergillus pseudonomiae, 676 nucleotides long. RefSeq lists its product as uncharacterized. NCBI's taxonomy places the organism in Eukaryota, Fungi, Ascomycota, Eurotiomycetes, Eurotiales, Aspergillaceae. The coding region runs from base 56 to 331 and encodes 91 amino acids. The record is from RefSeq and is a predicted model, not a curated record. The transcript has a single exon.